This is a messenger RNA of Ixodes scapularis (black-legged tick), 1378 nucleotides long. RefSeq names its product probable tRNA(His) guanylyltransferase (gene THG). The record is from RefSeq and is a predicted model, not a curated record. Gene Ontology annotation, biological process: tRNA modification. Bases 161 to 1051 code for a protein of 296 amino acids. The transcript has a single exon. Lineage: Eukaryota; Metazoa; Arthropoda; Arachnida; Ixodida; Ixodidae. Gene Ontology annotation, molecular function: magnesium ion binding; tRNA guanylyltransferase activity.
ACAAAACUUUGGGCGGCGGCUGCUGCUGCGUUGAUGCGGUUGAUGCUAGAGCACUAUAGUUGAUGCGAUGUUUUGCUUGCGUGGCCGAUCGGAUAGUAUUACUGGUAUUACUCAUUGUUCAAACAGUUGAACAUUUUCGCAUAAUGUCAUAACGCACACUAUGCGAACACACGUCUGCGUUCUGAUAAAGCGCACAUCGAAGCCUCUGUAUUCCGCGCGAAACUUACUUGCAGUCAAGCUCGCCACCUGGCCGCACGUGCCGAAGAUGGCCAAAAGCAAGUUCGAGUACGUCCGGCAGUUCGAACAAGACGACAGGUGCCUCCCGAACUGCUGGCUCGUCGUCCGCGUCGACGGCAAAGCCUUCCACCGCUUCUCCGACGCGCAUAACUUCGAGAAACCCAACGACAAGCGCGCGCUCGACCUGAUGUCGCGCUGUGCCGAGCGCGUGAUGGACGAGUUCAAAGACAUCUGCCUCUCGUACGGCCAGAGCGACGAGUACAGCUUCGUGUUCCGAAAAGACUCGCUCGUGUACAACCGACGAGCGAGCAAACUGAUGACUAGCGUGUCUAGCUUGUUCACCUCCGCGUACGUCUUCCACUGGCCCGAAUACUUCCCGGACUCGAUGCGCUACCCGCCGUCCUUCGACGGCCGUGUCGUGCUGUACCCCAGCGACAAGAACCUCGUGGACUACUUGAGCUGGCGGCAGGCGGACUGCCACAUCAACAACCUCUACAACACGGUGUUCUGGUCCCUGGUUCAGAGCGGCGGGCUCUCGCCCAAGCAGGCCGAGGAGAGGCUUCGAGGGACGCUGUCUUCCGACAAGAACGAGAUACUGUUCCAGGAGUUCGGAAUCAACUACAACAACCUGUCGCCGCUCUAUCGGAAGGGCACGGUCAUCGUUCGGGAGCCAGUGCCCGACGAGACAGCACCGGCCGAAGGCGGCAAGAAGCCCGGGAAGCAGAAGUGCACAAAGUUGACCUCUAUGCAUGUGGACAUGAUCCAGAAAGACUUCUGGUAUAAGUAUCCGUUCCUGCUCGACGAUGUAUCCUAACGGCAACACGCGACAAUAUUUUUAACAAGACUCGUUGUAUGGCUAGUUCGUGCAUAUGACGCCGAGGACAUUUAUAAACAUGAAGGAGACAUGCUUGUCAGUGUCCUCUCCUCCAUAUUUGUAUUUGUUUGCAGUUACAAAGUUCCUGAGCACAAUAUUUUUAAUCAGGCUACGGUCCUGCACUCCUAUCUUGUAUAUGGCACAACACUGAUAAAGCGAACAGGCGAUUGCCGGUUUUGGAUUUGCAUCUUAAAAUCGAUAGACUGUUACAAAAACCACUAAUGCGGUGAAAAGCACCGAUUUAGGGCAGUAAACUAAGUGGUAAAA